Messenger RNA from Penicillium atrosanguineum, 4587 nucleotides. RefSeq names its product Acetate permease A. Gene Ontology annotation, molecular function: U2 snRNA binding; U1 snRNA binding; pre-mRNA intronic binding. Bases 1 to 4587 code for a protein of 1528 amino acids. The transcript has a single exon. NCBI's taxonomy places the organism in Eukaryota, Fungi, Ascomycota, Eurotiomycetes, Eurotiales, Aspergillaceae. The record is from RefSeq and is a predicted model, not a curated record. Gene Ontology annotation, biological process: spliceosomal tri-snRNP complex assembly; mRNA splicing, via spliceosome. Gene Ontology annotation, cellular component: U5 snRNP; catalytic step 2 spliceosome.
AUGGCAUCUUUGCCUCCUCCCCCUCCUCCUCCAGGAUGGGGCGCAGCUCCCCCAUCUAUGCCACUGGCACCACCGCCUCCUGGCUAUGCCCCCACCGCCGACCCGAACGCCGCAAAAUUUGCGCAGAAGAAGCAUGAAUGGCUGCGCACGCAGCGCAGUCGAUUCGGCGAGAAGCGCAAAGGAGGAUUUGUCGAAACACAAAAGGCAGACAUGCCCCCGGAGCAUCUACGAAAGAUUGUGAAGGAUAUUGGCGAUGUCUCGCAGAAGAAGUUCACCAACGAGAAGCGCAGCUAUCUUGGCGCGUUAAAGUUUAUGCCCCAUGCGGUCCUGAAGCUCCUCGAAAAUAUGCCCAUGCCCUGGGAGUCAGCGAGGGAAGUGAAGGUACUCUACCACGUCAACGGAUGUUUGACUCUCGUCAACGAGACACCACGCGUUAUCGAGCCGGUCUUUCAUGCCCAGUGGGCUACCAUGUGGAUGUCCAUGCGUCGCGAGAAGUCUGACCGAAGGCAUUUCAAGCGCAUGCGCUUCCCUCCGUUUGAUGAUGAGGAACCCCCUCUUUCAUGGUCGGAAAAUAUUGAGGACGUCGAGCCUCUGGAGCCUAUCCAGAUGGAGCUGGACGAGGAGGAAGAUGCGGCGGUCUACGAAUGGUUCUACGACCAUAGGCCUUUACUGGAUACUCCCCACGUCAAUGGGCCAAGCUAUAAGAGCUGGAACCUGUCGUUGCCGCAGAUGGCUACUCUUCACCGUCUCAGCCACCAGCUCCUUAGCGACGUCGUUGAUGAAAACUAUCACCACAUGUUCGACCUCAACAGCUUCUUCACUGCAAAGGCUCUCAACGUGGCCAUCCCCGGUGGUCCCCGCUUCGAGCCUUUGUACAAGGAUAUCGACCCUAACGACGAGGACUUCAGCGAGUUCAACGCGAUCGACCGCAUUAUCUUCCGUGCCCCGAUCCGGACCGAAUACCGGGUCACCUUCCCCCACCUGUAUAAUACCCUUCCCCGCAGCGUGAAGAUCGCCUGGUACUCUCACCCCCAAGUGGUUUAUGUCCGCACCGAAGACCCCAACCUUCCCGCUUUUUACUUCGACCCUGUCAUUAAUCCGAUUUCCUCUCGCUCCGUCGCACCGAAGAACAUCACUGUCAGCCAUGAGGACGAGAUCUUUGGACCAGAUAAUGAGGAUGAUUUUGAGCUUCCUGGGGAGGUAGAGCCUUUCUUCGAUGAUGAAGAGCUCUACACUCAGGAUACCGCCUCUGCUAUUGCGCUUUGGUGGGCUCCUCACCCAUUCGAUAAGCGAUCCGGAAAGAUGGUUCGCGCUCAGGAUGUGCCGCUCGUGAAACAAUGGUACCUGGAGCACUGCCCGCAGGGCCAGCCCGUUAAGGUCCGCGUGUCCUACCAGAAGCUGCUGAAGACCUAUGUUCUCAACGAGUUGCACAAGAGCAAGUCGAAGGCCCAGAGCAAGCAGAAUCUGUUGAAGACUCUGAAGACAACCAAAUUCUUCCAGCAGACCACAAUCGACUGGGUCGAAGCGGGCCUGCAGGUCUGCCGUCAGGGUUUCAACAUGUUGAAUCUGUUAAUUCACCGAAAGAACUUGACCUAUCUGCAUCUAGACUAUAACUUUAACUUGAAGCCGGUCAAGACAUUGACAACCAAGGAGCGAAAGAAGUCCCGUUUCGGAAAUGCUUUCCACUUGAUGCGUGAAAUCUUGCGUCUUACUAAGUUGAUCGUUGACGCCCAGGUCCAAUAUCGCCUGGGUAACAUCGAUGCUUUCCAGUUGGCUGACGGUAUUCUGUACGCUUUCAACCAUGUCGGUCAGCUUACCGGUAUGUAUCGUUACAAGUACAAGCUUAUGCACCAGAUCCGUUCGUGUAAGGAUCUUAAGCAUUUGAUCUACUAUCGGUUCAACUCUGGUCCCGUCGGCAAGGGCCCCGGCUGUGGUUUCUGGGCUCCUGCCUGGCGAGUCUGGCUGUUCUUCAUGCGUGGUAUCAUUCCUCUGCUCGAGCGAUGGCUUGGAAACCUACUCUCUCGUCAAUUUGAGGGACGUCACAGCAAGGGUGUGGCCAAGACGGUGACCAAGCAGCGUGUGGAGUCUCACUUCGAUCUGGAACUGCGUGCCUCCGUUAUGGCCGAUUUGAUGGAUAUGAUGCCCGAGGGUAUCAAGCAGAACAAGGUCAACGUUGUCUUGCAGCACUUGUCUGAGGCAUGGAGAUGCUGGAAGAGUAACAUCCCCUGGAAGGUUCCUGGUCUGCCUGCGCCCAUCGAGAACAUUAUUCUUCGAUACGUGAAGAGCAAGGCCGAUUGGUGGAUUUCCGUUGCUCACUACAACCGAGAGAGAAUUCGUCGUGGUGCCACCGUGGACAAGACCGUGGCCAAGAAGAACUUGGGUCGUCUUACUCGUCUCUGGCUCAAGUCGGAGCAAGAGCGUCAACAUAACUAUCUCAAGGAUGGUCCUUAUGUUUCCUCCGAGGAAGCUGUCGCCAUUUACACAACCAUGGUGCACUGGCUGGAGUCUCGCAAGUUCUCGCCAAUUCCUUUCCCCAGCGUUUCGUACAAGCAUGACACAAAGAUUCUCAUUCUUGCUCUCGAGCGUCUGCGCGAGUCUUACUCCGUGAAGGGUCGUUUGAACCAGAGUCAGCGUGAGGAGCUUGCUCUCAUCGAACAGGCUUAUGAUUCCCCAGGAACCACCUUGGCAAGAAUCAAGCGUUUCCUCCUGACUCAGCGUGCCUUCAAGGAAGUUGGAAUUGAUAUGAACGACAAUUAUAACAAUAUCAACCCUGUCUAUGAUAUCGAGCCUAUCGAGAAGAUCACCGACGCUUAUUUGGAUCAAUAUCUCUGGUACCAGGCUGACCAGCGUCAUCUGUUCCCUGCUUGGAUCAAGCCUUCAGAUUCUGAAGUGCCGCCGCUUUUGACAUACAAGUGGACUCAGGGUAUUAACAACCUGUCCAACGUCUGGGAGACGGCUGAUGGCGAGACCAACGUCAUGAUCGAGACUGAGCUGUCCAAGGUCUAUGAAAAAAUGGAUCUCACUCUGUUGAACCGCAUGCUGCGCCUCAUCAUGGACCACAACUUGGCAGACUACAUAACCUCCAAGAACAACGUCCAGCUCAGCUACAAGGACAUGAACCACACCAACAGUUAUGGCCUGAUCCGUGGUCUUCAAUUCUCCGGCUUCGUGUUCCAGUACUAUGGCAUGAUGAUUGAUCUGCUGCUUCUCGGUUUGCAGCGUGCCAGUGAAAUGGCUGGACCGCCUGCGAGCCCCAACGAUUUCUUGCAGUUCAAGGACCGCGCCACCGAGACUCGACACCCCAUCCGUCUCUACACUCGCUACGUUGACAAGAUUUGGGUGUUCUACCGUUUCAAGGCUGACGAAUCUCGUGAUCUUAUUCAACGAUUCUUGACGGAGAACCCAGAUCCCAACUUCGAGAAUGUUAUUGGCUACAAGAACAAGAAGUGCUGGCCUCGCGAUUGCCGAAUGCGCUUGAUGCGCCACGAUGUCAACCUUGGCCGUGCUGUCUUUUGGGAUAUGAAGAACCGUCUCCCUCGAUCCAUCACCACGAUCGACUGGGAUGACACAUUUGCCAGUGUGUACAGCAAAGACAACCCGAACCUGCUCUUUUCCAUGAGUGGCUUUGAGGUUCGCAUUCUUCCCAAGAUUCGCAACCAAAACGAGGAGUUCUCCGUUAAGGAUAGUGUCUGGUCUCUGGUCGACAACUCGUCCAAGGAGCGUACCGCCCAUGCCUUCCUCCAGGUCACCGAGGAGGACAUUCAGAAGUUCAACAACCGCAUUCGACAAAUCCUCAUGUCUUCUGGAUCCACCACAUUCACGAAGAUCGCCAACAAGUGGAACACUGCGCUGAUUGCUCUUUUCACUUACUACCGUGAAGCUGCCGUGUCGACCGUCAACCUCCUCGACACCAUCGUCAAAUGCGAGACCAAGAUCCAGACUCGUGUCAAGAUUGGUUUGAACUCCAAGAUGCCCUCCCGUUUCCCUCCCGCUGUCUUCUACACUCCCAAGGAGCUUGGAGGUCUCGGUAUGAUCUCAGGAUCUCACAUCCUUAUCCCCACUAGUGACAAGCGCUGGUCCAAGCAGACCGACACUGGUAUUACCCACUUCCGAGCGGGUAUGUCUCAUGACGAGGAGACCCUGAUCCCCAACAUUUUCCGAUACAUCAUUCCCUGGGAGGCCGAGUUUAUUGACUCUCAACGUGUGUGGAUGGAAUACUCCCAGAAGCGCAUGGAGGCUCAGCAACAGAACCGCCGUCUUACCCUGGAAGAUCUUGAAGACAGCUGGGACCGCGGUCUGCCCCGUAUCAACACCCUCUUCCAGAAGGACCGCAGUACCCUCAGCUUCGACAAGGGCUUCCGUCUUCGUGCUGAGUUCAAGCAAUACCAGCUGAUGAAGAGCAAUCCCUUCUGGUGGACAAGCCAACGUCAUGAUGGUAAAUUGUGGAAUCUGAACGCUUACCGCACCGACGUCAUCCAAGCUUUGGGUGGUGUUGAAACCAUUCUAGAACACACCUUGUUCAAGGCGACAGCUUUCCCAUCUUGGGAGGGUCUCUUCUGGGAACGAGCUUCGGGCUUUGAAGGUUAG